Onychomys torridus (southern grasshopper mouse) is the source of this 3535-nucleotide messenger RNA. RefSeq names its product GA binding protein transcription factor subunit beta 1 (gene Gabpb1). NCBI's taxonomy places the organism in Eukaryota, Metazoa, Chordata, Mammalia, Rodentia, Cricetidae. Gene Ontology annotation, biological process: positive regulation of transcription by RNA polymerase II. The transcript has 9 exons. The coding region runs from base 1070 to 2221 and encodes 383 amino acids. Gene Ontology annotation, cellular component: nucleus. Gene Ontology annotation, molecular function: transcription cis-regulatory region binding; protein binding. The record is from RefSeq and is a predicted model, not a curated record.
CUUUCUGAAGUGUUAAAGCGUUGGGGUACUAGUCCUUGUGAAAUAGUUGCCAUUUCCAGAAUUUAAAACGGACCGAAUUUAUUAUUAUGCGGAAGGUAGUUUAUUUCACAGAGAUUCGUCCAGGUUAAUUUAAUUCAACUGAUAGAUUUUGACUUAGGCCUUCAGACUCUGACUUUGAAUUUUAAGGAAACCGAUAACUAUUAUCCCUUUAUUAUUCUUACUUUGUGAAAAGUGGAAUUUCUGUGUAACUCAGGAUUUAGGCAAGAGUCACGUUCUUUUGCAAUUUUGCAAAUUGUUUUAGAGCCUAAACAGAAAACAGAUUCUUAAAUCUAUUUUUUUUGCAUGCAGUCUUGUGAUAUCAUACCACGCAACCACUGGAAAGCACUGUACAUCAUGCUUUUUAUUCUUUUUACAAAAUAUGACACCCUACCCUGUUUCUCACCAUGUAAGUACAGUCAGGAUAUUGUACAAGACAAACUUUAAAAAAUAUAUGAAUGAGAAGAAUGAUUCCUAUAUUUUGGGAGAGAGGGCUCUAACUUUUUUAAAGAUGGGAAUUUUAGAUACCAAAGCAUUACAGAGAUUAUAAUUUGCCGAUGGUCUUGAAGUCUCAGGAACAUUUGGAAAUAGGCAAAGUGACAAGAGAUUUUAAAGUUCUAGUUUUUGUUUAAUGAUGUACACAGAUAAUAAAGCAGAUUUAUGAGCAUAGUAGAUGUGCUUGUAAAGACCUGGGUAUAAAUAACUUUUUCAAGAGGACACUUUUAAAGCACUGUAGAGUUCCAGACUUCAGUUGAAAAUGAGUGAGGCCUUUGAAACAAAGCAUAAGUAAUAUGCAUAUAUACUGUGCAUAUAUACGCUCUUAGCUCCCUCUGAGUCAGUCUGGGUUUCUUAGGUGUGGGUGAUUAAUGUGUAAAAUUUCAAGAUGAGUUUGGGCCUCCUGGUUUUGAACGGAAGCUGAGUUUCCAGUGGUUUCUUGUGACCUCUAGUCUGAAUCUGUCAGUUGGCCUUUCUCUGCUGUUCCAUCAACAGGAAGCAUCUGGCCACUCUUCGUAUCAUUGUCAGAAAGUGCCAGAUGUCCCUGGUAGAUUUGGGGAAGAAGCUUUUAGAAGCGGCACGAGCAGGUCAAGAUGACGAAGUUCGUAUUUUGAUGGCAAAUGGAGCUCCUUUUACUACAGACUGGCUGGGAACUUCUCCACUUCAUCUGGCCGCACAGUAUGGGCAUUACUCUACCACAGAGGUACUUCUCCGAGCCGGUGUAAGUAGGGAUGCCAGGACCAAAGUGGACCGGACACCGCUGCACAUGGCAGCUUCUGAGGGCCAUGCCAGCAUAGUAGAGGUUUUGCUUAAGCAUGGUGCUGACGUCAAUGCAAAGGAUAUGUUAAAGAUGACAGCUCUGCAUUGGGCAACAGAACACAAUCAUCAAGAGGUGGUGGAACUUUUAAUCAAAUAUGGUGCUGAUGUCCACACGCAGAGUAAAUUUUGUAAAACUGCAUUUGAUAUUUCAAUAGACAAUGGAAAUGAAGAUUUAGCAGAGAUAUUACAGAUUGCUAUGCAGAACCAAAUCAAUACCAACCCGGAGAGUCCUGACACUGUGACAAUACACACUGCCACACCACAGUUCAUCAUUGGACCAGGAGGGGUGGUGAACCUAACAGAUGAAACAGGAGUAUCUGCUGUCCAGUUUGGGAACUCCUCUACAUCAGUAUUAGCUACAUUAGCUGCCUUAGCCGAGGCGUCGGCCCCAUUGUCCAAUUCUUCAGAAACUCCAGUAGUGGCCACAGAGGAAGUGGUUACCGCAGAAUCUGUGGAUGGUGCAAUUCAGCAAGUAGUUAGCUCAGGGGGUCAGCAAGUCAUCACGAUAGUUACAGAUGGAAUCCAGCUGGGAAACUUGCACUCCAUUCCAACCAGUGGGAUGGGUCAGCCCAUCAUUGUGACCAUGCCUGAUGGACAGCAAGUGUUGACAGUACCAGCAACAGACAUUGCUGAAGAAACUGUCAUCAGUGAGGAGCCACCAGCUAAGAGACAGUGUAUGGAAAUAAUUGAGAACCGGGUGGAAUCUGCAGAAAUUGAAGAGAGAGAAGCACUUCAGAAACAGCUAGACGAGGCGAACCGGGAGGCGCAGAAGUACCGACAGCAGCUGCUCAAGAAGGAGCAGGAGGCCGAGGCCUACAGGCAGAAACUGGAGGCCAUGACGCGCCUCCAGACCAACAAGGAAGCCGUCUAGCCGCCGGGCACGCGACUCUGAUUUUACCUUUUGUCCAGAAAAAAUGCAGUCUUGAACUGUACACAGUAAGGACACAGCUAUGGGAAUACCGGAUGAUAGAAAAUACUACGCAUUGAUAAUGGGACUUAAGCCAUGAGCUCUGAAUUCUUGUAAUAUAAAACUUUAGAACUUGUGAGAUGUAUUUAAACCGAAUUCUGUAAAUAGUUUUUGGUUGUUUCUUUUUUUACAGUUACAAAUGAGUUGAUAAAGAUUGUUGAGGAGAUCCAAAAACCACAGUAAGGCACUGUUACAGGCAAUUCUUCUUGAUUUGGGUACAGACUUCAAUUCUCAGAAACAGAAGUUUUAAGGGUGGUUGUUGUUGGUUAGACCAAAUGUGUAAUAAUUAUGGUGGACUGAUGCUGGAAAUAACUCUUUGAAGAGAUUUCUCCCAGGAACUUUUGUACAGCUUUUAAGUUGUCUCAGGUUCUCUGAAAACAUUUUUUAGGAAGCAGAAAUUUUAUAUUUGUUCAAUUUCAGCUACAUGCAAGUAGAUUUACAUGUAUAUGAAGCAAAUAUUUUUAAAAUUUUGUUUGUACAUAUUCUGCAUGUUUUAUGAUUUUAAAAUGCAUCACUUGCUUAGAUAUGAUUCCCACAAAGACGAUGAAAGUUACCAAGAAAUAAAAAGGCACUACUGUUGUGUUGGUCACUGAAAGUAAGUAAGCUAGCAACUGGUUCUACUGGCAGCCAUGACAGUGUUCUUGGAAGGAGCAGCUUGCAAGAGAACUUGAAUCUGCAAAAUCUAUGCUUUUUUGAAAAUUCCAUUGUGGGGAUGUGAGACUGUAUUCUGUGCCUUCCAUCAUGAUUUCCACAUGAGCACUUUGAGGCGCUGGAUUUUAAGAUAAUGUUUUUGGCAAACUCAGUGCAUUUGGGUUUCUGAAAUAUUUCAUGGACUUAACUACUCCUCUCCUCUCCCCUGCCCCCGCCCAAAAAAUUAUUCUUAUGGAAAUUGCUUUUGUAUGUAGAACAGGAACUUUUUGUACUCAGUGAUGCUAUGACCUGUCUAAUGUAACUUUCGCUAUUGCCUGGGAAGCUCCAGGUCUGUGCUGCAGCUCGGUCUCGUCACAAUGUUGUCCGUUCUACAGUGUGUGGACAUUUGACAGACUUCCAUUCUGUUUGGUUAAAAUGUAACUUCAAGCUCUUUGUUUUUUUGUUUUAUUGCUUUAUGAAAAGUUUAACUCCAAAACUAUUCUAGAUUAUCUGUAUAAAGAACCAAUUACCUUCAAGACUGUACUCUGGCCUCUUUUUCUAUUUUACAAUUAAAUAACUUUCCACAUA